AUGGGUCAAGGAGUAUCAUCUGGGCAGGACAAGAAAAAGAAGAAGGGAUCCAAUCAAAAACCCAAAUAUGAGCCUCCAGUUCAAUCAAAAUUUGGUCGUAAGAAAAGAAAGGGAGGUCCAGCUACAGCCGAAAAACUUCCCAACAUAUAUCCUAGUACACGCUGCAAGUUGAAACUUCUAAGGAUGGAACGAAUCAAGGACCAUUUAUUAUUGGAAGAGGAAUUUGUCUCUAACUCUGAAAUUUUGAAGCCAUUUGAGAAAAAGCAAGAGGAGGAAAAGAAGCAAUUGGAAGAGAUACGUGGGAAUCCAUUGAGCAUUGGGACUUUAGAAGAAAUUAUAGAUGAUGAUCAUGCAAUAGUGACAAGUCCAACCAUGCCAGAUUAUUACGUAUCUAUAUUAUCCUUUGUUGAUAAAGAAUUAUUAGAACCCGGAUGUUCUGUAUUGUUGCACCAUAAAACAAUGUCCAUCGUAGGCGUCCUGCAAGACGAUGCAGAUCCAAUGGUUUCGGUGAUGAAAAUGGAUAAGUCACCAACAGAAUCAUACAGCGAUAUUGGUGGUUUAGAAGCUCAAAUUCAAGAAAUAAAGGAGUCCGUAGAAUUGCCGUUAACACAUCCAGAACUGUAUGAAGAGAUGGGUAUUAAGCCUCCUAAGGGUGUGAUUCUUUACGGUGCACCAGGUACAGGCAAAACAUUGCUGGCAAAAGCUGUUGCAAACCAAACAUCCGCAACCUUCUUAAGAAUUGUUGGCUCCGAGUUAAUCCAAAAAUAUUUGGGAGAUGGGCCCAGAUUAUGUAGGCAAAUUUUCAAAGUAGCCGGUGAAAACGCUCCAAGUAUUGUAUUUAUUGAUGAAAUUGACGCCAUCGGCACCAAGAGAUACGAUUCGAAUAGUGGUGGUGAAAGAGAAAUUCAGAGAACCAUGCUGGAAUUGUUAAACCAGUUGGACGGAUUCGAUGAUAGAGGUGAUGUAAAGGUCAUUAUGGCUACCAACAAAAUUGAGACGCUAGAUCCGGCAUUAAUUAGACCUGGUAGAAUCGAUCGUAAGAUUUUAUUUGAAAAUCCUGAUUUAAGUACUAAGAGGAAAAUUCUGGGAAUUCAUACUUCUAAAAUGAACCUAUGCGAGGACGUUAAUCUCGAAACUUUGGUAACAACAAAGGACGAUUUGUCAGGCGCUGAUAUUCAAGCAAUGUGUACAGAAGCAGGUUUGUUAGCUCUUAGAGAAAGAAGAAUGCAAGUCACAGGGGAGGAUUUCAAACAAGCUAAAGAGAGGGUCAUGAAGAAUAAAGUUGAAGAGAAUCUAGAGGGCUUAUACUUGUGA
Molecule: messenger RNA, 1314 nt
Organism: Saccharomyces kudriavzevii IFO 1802
Lineage: Eukaryota; Fungi; Ascomycota; Saccharomycetes; Saccharomycetales; Saccharomycetaceae
Gene: RPT2
Product: proteasome regulatory particle base subunit RPT2
Exons: 1
Coding region: 1-1314 (437 amino acids)
Biological process (GO): proteasome-mediated ubiquitin-dependent protein catabolic process
Cellular component (GO): proteasome regulatory particle, base subcomplex
Molecular function (GO): proteasome-activating activity; ATP hydrolysis activity; ATP binding
Source: RefSeq, a predicted model, not a curated record